Molecule: messenger RNA, 5388 nt
Organism: Durusdinium trenchii
Lineage: Eukaryota; Dinophyceae; Suessiales; Symbiodiniaceae
Source: the annotation of a GenBank genome assembly
AUGAACGUUGACGAGUUUGCAAGUUUUGCAAGUAUGCUAGACAAACCAGAUGUGGAUGAGUCCUUGUGUUCAGUGCCUGAUCAGGGUGUCACUCAUUUGCCACAGGAUGAUUUAUCCAACGGCCCGGACCUUGGAAAUGCGUUUGAUUUGGAAUCCAUGCAGUCUGGUCCUGACACUUCAGAAUAUCAUGAUGGGCAGUCACAUCAUGCAGCACAGUCGGAUACAUCUUUUUCCAGAGCAGAUGUCAACAAGGCGCUUUUUGAGGCAAGACUACAGAAUUUAUCUGAUACCGAACUGAAGUAUCCUUGGGAGGCAGGUGUCAUGGGUGAUAUUUUCUCUGGACCGAGUGAUGCGUUGGCUCUACCGGCACUGCCUGCAGAAUAUUUGAGUGUUUCUGAACAUGUGCAAUCUUUGGCAACCACUGGUGGAGUCGCAGAUGCUGCGCAAAAGGUUGUGAGUCGGGACCUUGACAUGCCGUUCUAUUCAUUUGCUAUUAAGGUCAGGCCGGACAAAGACAUUUUUGCACAGCUGGAGGUUUUGUGGACUAGAGCCAUAGACAAAUGGUUACAAGUCUUUGAGGUGCUUGGUUUUCCUGGUGAGUUAGGAGCGGCUUUGGAGAACGAGCUUCAUUUCACGGAUCCUGCUGAGCAUGGUCUGGUCCUGAGAGAUGCUUUGGGGGUGAAGUCUCCACGUACAGCCAUUAAAAGAGGUUUGGCCUUGCUGCAGUACUUCAAGUGGCUUCAAGACACAUGCGCUGUUUGGGAUCCCUGGAAUCGUGCACAGUGCUUGGCAUAUUUGAGUUCAUCAGAUGUGAGAACACCUUCAGCGAGCCUGGGUAUCUCUUUCUUGGAAGCGCUCAGAUUUGCUAGGUAUGUGAUGCAGAUUCCAAUACAUGAUGCACUGCUGUCAGACCCGCAAUUGAAAGGUCGAGCUCAGAGGCUUUUGCUGACCAAGGAUGCAUACUGCCCUGCAAGACCUUUGAAGGCGCAUGAGGUCGCUCUGUUGGAGAGGAUGAUGCUUUCCAAGCUGGAUACUAUUGAUUUGUACAUGCUUGGGUCGGUGUUGUUUGCCAUUUUCUCCAGAUCUAGGUGGUCGGACUUGCAACAUAUGCAUCGCCUUUGGCUGGAUCGGAAUGAGUUUGAGGGUCAAUUUUUUGGCAUCAUUGAAACGGAGACUGCCUUCCACAAGACGGCAACUUCUCUGAAGAACAAGAUGCGGUUUAUUCCAGUUGUAUGUCCAAUUCAGGGCAUCACAGAAGUUGACUGGACUCCCAUUUGGUUGGGUACAUUCGAGGAGUUGAAGGCGGUACCGACGUCUCCUUUGGGCGAUGCCGAAUUGUCUGAGGCUGCAGACAAGAGGUCGUAUAAUGCAGAGAGUGCUGAGGAUAGCGAAUCUUUAGCUUCGACGAGUUCGAGCAGUUCAGAGGCAGAUGAGUGUGGGUUAUCGGAGCCUUGGGUCACAUCGUUGAAAAACAACGGUGUGGCCACCUUCGCAAAGCUGAGUUUUGCAAUUACAAGUCCGGGUACGGUGGCAAGCGAUGAUCAAGUGACACGCUUCAUGGGCAAUUUGAGGCCUGGAGUGGUGGCCACGAUAGCAGACCUUUCAGCCUUCAAGAGGAUCUUUUUUGAAUCACAAACCCUUAUGAUCCACAGGUUCAAGUCCGCGGCCAAGGGCGAUGACAUGACUCCCAAAAGAAUGCCUGCGCCUGAACGUGAUGCCAGGCUGGCGUUGCAGCGUCAGCAUUUGAGGGGCCUGGAUAUCUCGGGUCCUUUGGAACCAGCGCAUAGCCUGUAUGAUAUGUGUGCUCAGAUGGUGGAUGCCAAUUUGGCCACCUAUGAGGUCAUGAAGAAAUGGGUUGAUCGGAUGUUUGCAGUCUUUUCUCAGCCAGCCGCCCCAGGUUUUUCGAAAGUCUCGCAAGCACAGCUUCUACGAGCAGACCGACAGGCCUUUGUGCGUUUGAGUGAAACCUUCACUGGGUCGUUGAAGGUCAUGCCCAUGGCGGGCAAACCCUUGGACCCAUUGAUUGAGAGGCUGGAGAAUGAUGUGUCGGUGACCUAUUUCAUGUCGCCAGUUCCUAUUCAGUCCAACUCGAGCAAUGCGAGCGAUUCAAACAAGACAGACAAGAAGCGUCAGGUGGAGGUAGGCGUUGGUGAUCGACUGGGCUACUUCUGGAACAUGCUUGUGGGUGCAUUUCGGAACGGCCUACCUGGAGUCUCUGGUGUCAAUUUGGCCAGGCUGCGUGCAGCCAACAGGCUUUAUCGGUUCAUGUCCGAGCUCAUUAUGACUUUGGAUCGAUUGCGCAUCACGUGGACUGUUGAGAACCCCUGGACAAGCUUGUUGUGGUUGACAAGUUAUUGGAAGAUUGUGGAUGAAAAACUGAAGGUUUGGUACUGUGAGCUGCACAAUUGCAUGUUUGGUGGGACACGGCUCAAGAGGACUUGUUUGGCGUCAAACAAUCGGGCAGUCAUGGCCUUAAAUAUUUUGCGCCAUAAUGACCAUGAACACGCACCUUGGACCAUACAAGAUGGCGUGUUCGAUACCGCUCGCGAGGCAGAGUAUACACCACAGCUCGCAAAGGCGCUUGCCGCAACCAUUUUGGAGGCCAUUGCAGGCGCCCUCAAGUUGCCCAAUGUCUCCCAGGUGUCGAAGAGGCUCAAACUGUCGCAUUUUCAUGCCAUUGCAGCCGGCAAACAGCCGACUAAGAUGACUUCCCUUCCUACAGUCCCUGAGUUCUCUCAUAUUUUGGUAGUGAACAGUUUGCCCCACCAUUUCGGUUUUGAUGUCCCCGAUGGGUGCCUACAGCAUUGCACCGUGGUGCAAGCUGGUGACAACACUUAUUUGGUGCCGUGUGGCAGCAAGCUGCUCCGCAAGACAGAAAGAAAGGGGGUAGAGAGCCGUCUUUUUAGUCUUACUGUGGACCGCACCCCCUCACUGCAGGCGCUGGGUGAUGUGGAUUCUGGAGUUGCAGCGAUUGAGGGAGCACAUUUGGUUUGCAACAGAGGCAUUUGCGCACGCAAGGAACCACAGUUUAAAUUAGAGCACUUGGAAGUUCGGGGUGACUGCACCGACUUUGUUUUUGGCGUGCGUUGGUCUCCCGAGCAAUUUCUUGAGCAAGCGGUGCUCGUGGGGCACCCCUUCCGUGAGUUUUCUGGGCUGCUUCCUGAAGUCAAGUUGGCGCGCGAGAAAUUGACUAGCUGGAGUCAUGAGGACUUGGUCAACUGGAGGUGCAAGAAACUGGGUGAGUGGUUGCGUCUGGCUAAAUCCUUGCAAGGUGAGGAGAAGGCCAUGAAGGACAGGAUGCCUGAAGCCAGGCGUCGUAUUUUGGAGAGGAAGCGCGUGGCUUUGAUGAGGCACCUCAUUCGGCAAGAAGGAUAUGAUGAUCACACCCUUGCGGAUGACAUUGAGUUCGGCUUUAACCUUGUAGGAGAUUGUCCAAAAUCGUCGGUUUUGCCCUCAAAGCUGGUUCCAGCCACAAUAUCGAAAGAUGACCUGCGCAGACACUCCGCCAAAGCUAGCAAGGCUCUACGCUAUAUGACAAGGAGCAGUGGCGAUGUUGAGUUAGACGCGGGCCUCUGGACCAAGACUAUGACUGAGGUCGAGAAGGGUUGGCUCAUAGGUCCCAUUCCCUGGGAGAAGCUGCCAGUUGGUGCUGCUGUAUCUCGGAGGUUCCCCCUCUCUCAAGCUGGAAAGAUUAGGCCGAUUGAUGACUUGAGCCAAAGUCAGGUCAACUCCACCGUGAAUACAUUCGAGCAGGCUAUGGUGGAUGGCCCGGAUGUAAUUUGCAGUCUUGCUACAUAUCUGAUGAGGUGCCUGGUGGACCAGGGGCGGCCGUCCUGUCUGAAAGGGCGGUCCUUAGACCUUGCUUCUGCAUACCGACAGCUUGCGAUCGCAGAUGAGUCAUUGCGACAUUCGUUUCUGUCGGUGUACGACCCGGAAAGUGGUUCAGCCAAGCUUUUUCAGCAGGUAGCAUUGCCUUUCGGUUCUCGAUCGGCGGUCAACGCCUUCAUCAGACGCGCCAGAUUUCUACAGUGGAUCGCAGCGAAAGUGUUCAUCCUCCCUUUGACUUGCUACUUCGAUGACUUCGUUGCAUUUUCCAUGCCGAGCCUGUGCAACAACAGUCAAUCUACCCUGUGUUUGAUGCUUGACAUUCUAGGUUGGCGAUUUGAUCGUGAGGGUCCGAAGAGUGAUGAUUUUGCGGACAACGUGUCAGCUUUGGGUGUCCUUUUUGACCUUACAGAGUCAGAACGCGGGAUGCUCAGGGUUCGCAACACGACCAAACGAAUCGACGACACAACUCUGAUUUUGGACGAUGUGCUGUCCAACGGGAGGUUGGUGGAAAAGGAUGCACUUUCUUUAAGAGGAAAGUUGGCGUUUUGUGACGCUUUUAUUUUUGGGCGAGUUGGCAAGCUGGCUCUUCAAGAUAUCACGAAACAUGCGUACGCCAAUCCUUUUGUUUCCCAACUCUCUGAGAGACUGGUGGAGUCUUUGCGUCGCUUGCGGGGUAGGCUGGUAUCCGGUUCACCAAGAGUUUUGACCUGUAAGAUGCUGGAGACAUUUUUCCUUUUUACCGAUGCGAGUUUCUGCAGAAGUAGUGGUGGUGGCUUUGGCGCCUUCCUAGCCGCCCCGGACAGCGCCGUGAUUUCCUGGUUUGGCAUUCAAAUCGAAGCCGUGCGUUUUGCAAGGCAAGCCUUUGUUCAGUGGAAAGCCACAUCUGCAUGGGUGGGGUCCGUGGCUGAAGAGGAUUAUGUCACGGACCAACGCGACUACAGCUUUAGGUCCAUAGAAGCGUGGCCUUUGGACGCUGCUGUCAUUUACAAGCCUACGGAUCGAGCAGCGCUUUUGCUUCUUCUAAGUUUGAAAGCCGUGUGUAGCUUGGAAGACAUUGUGGAGACCACGUCUUUGAAGGUCACUGUGGUGGUCACCAUGUGCGCGCAGGAGAUGAAGAUCGCAGGCGCACCGACCGACUGGACGAAAUACUUUCAAGAACAAGAUGUCUUUCACAUCCAGUGUUAUUUGGAGGACACGACAUUGAAGCCGGCAAGGCGUUGGCUUGAGCAGGUUCCGGACUUGGUGGCUUCCUGUUUGCGACAGUGGAAAAUCGUCUGCGACCAGUUGUGGAAACAGUCCAUGCUGGCGAUCGCCGGGGACAAAUCCAUGCACGUGCUCUUUCACUGCUUUGGUGGCAUCCACCGGAGCGCGGGGAUUUGGUGCGCUUGGCUCGUUGUCGCUUACGAGCGCUCCGCACUGGAAGCCGUGCAGUUGCUACUUCAAAAAAGACCAGCGUUGUGCCCUUGGCGCAAUCGACCCUAUGUCUUGGAAGCGUUGUGGCACCUGGAAGGUUUGCGCGCGGAAUGGCGGAGAGACUUCAGCGCAGCACACCGAGACUAA